AUGACUGAUUUCACUGCAAUUUUUCAACCUUUUUUGGACCUGUUUAAUCAAGGACAAGUACAAGCUAUUCUAUUGGCAUGGCUUCCAACAAAGAUAGGACCCUAUCUAUCUGGAAUAAUGGCAGUAGAUAUGUUUGUAACCACAGUCAUAGCUUCAGGACUUACUGUAUUGUGUGCAGCACUAUAUGCUAUAUCACAAUCAUUACUUACAGGUAGUUGUUGGAAUGGAAAUUUAGUAACAGUACAAAUCGAGUAUUAUGUCACUGGUACAUAUGGAGAUCAAUAUACCAGCACAUUUUACGAAGCUUUGUCAUGGCUCAUUUCCAAACAAACCAAAAAAUUGGAUAAAGGAUCAUUCAUCGUUCAACCUACCAAUGAUCUGAUUUCUCAAGAAGAUGAGGAAGAUGAAUGUGCACCACCUUCUUUUAACAUCCUUCCCGAAAAGAAUCAACGAAUUA
This is a messenger RNA of Racocetra persica, 457 nucleotides long. The record is from the annotation of a GenBank genome assembly. NCBI's taxonomy places the organism in Eukaryota, Fungi, Glomeromycota, Glomeromycetes, Diversisporales, Gigasporaceae.